CAGAACAAAAAGAAAUGAUUUUAACUUGAGGGAUCAUUAUUUUUCAAAGUAGAAAAUGACACUGUGAUGAUUCAAUCAGCAGUGAUACAUUAAUUUUUUACUUUUUAACAUAGUUAUUUAGACUAGUUUGUAAUUAAUAUAAAUCAGUGGUGGAUCAAUUCCUUAAUUUUAUAUAAAAAAUAUGUCGAGAGGUGGUUUUGCUAGUUCUGGUUUGGGGGGUCCAUCACGUAAUUAUGGCUCGGUCACAAAUAAUGAUCCUGAGGUGGGUUUUAGUCCUACCGAAUUGUAUAAUUUAAGUGAGAAUAUUACAACAAAUGUCUAUACAAUAAAUAAUAGUUGGCGGACUUUAGAAAGAGCAUUAAAGUGUAUUGGAACUGUUAAGGAUAAUCAAGGAUUAAGGGAUAAAGUACACGUAACACAAUUAAGUGCCAAUCAAAUAGUAGCUGUAACCAGUAAAGAUUUAAAACGCUUAACAGUCGUCGUACGACGUGGUGAUAAACAACAAAAAUUACAAGUAGAAAAAUUAACAGAAGAUUUUAAAGAGGCAGUUGCACGUUAUUCCGAUGUACAAAAACAGGUUGCUGAUCGUAUGAAAGCAAAUUUAUUGCUAGUGAAUAUCGAUGAUGCAUCAACACAAGACAACCAAGAAGAGAAUGAAGAUCGAGCAAGAGCAUUGCAACAGAAACAAAUGGAAAAUAAAGAGUUGAAAUUUGAACAAGAAAUGUUAGUGGAACGGGAACAACGAGUCAAACAAAUUGAAGAUGAUGUCUUAGAUGUACAACAAAUUAUGCGCGAAUUAGGAGCAUUAAUUUAUCAACAGGGUGAAACUAUAGAUACAAUUGAAAAUGGUAUUGAGCACGCAACAGAUAAUGUUGAAUUAGGUGCCAGUGAAUUAUUAAAAGCUGCUGAAUAUCAAAGGAAAUCACGUCGACGUAUGUGUAUGCUAUUAUCAAUAGCAAUGAUUAUUUUCACAAUAUUAUUGUGGAUAUUAAUUUCAUCAUUUCGAAGUGGUAGUUAAAAAAAUAAUAUGUAUAAUCCAAAACAAAAACAAAAUAAUCACACUAACCAUUUUACUCAUUUAACAACUAUUCCCUUUAUUAUCCAAUCCCUCAACCACCCUUUAUCACAAUCUAUACUCAACAAUUAAAAGAGAAAAUAAAAAUAACACUAACAAAAACAAAAACACCACCUUUAAUAUCCUUAAAGAAAAACGUUUAACCAAUAAAAAAAUAAAUAAAUACAUAUUAUUAUAAAUAUCUUUAUCGCAUCAUGUGACUUGGACAAUAUAAACAUAAUCAUUAUUGAAUUUACAAAUAUCUUCAUGGCCGGUUUAUGUAAUAAGAUAGUCGGGCGAAUUAAAUCAAAACUGUUAUUUAUAUUAGCCUAUUAGUUGUAAUGUCAAGUCGAGCAAUUUUGAAUCAGGAAUAAAUUGAUUUAUUUCCAAAUAUUACUUUUAAUGAUUACUUGUAGGAGAACCGAGCGUUCGGUUAGUUUACUGAUAUCUUUUAUACAUACUGAACUCCAUAUAUUUUAAAGAAAAAUUGUCGAUAUAUGGCGUGCCGGUGUUAAUUGAGUGAUUAGCACGUAGUCAUCCUAAUUAGUUUAUAUUAAAUAAAAAAAUAAUUUUGAUGAUUUAAGUUUUCCUAAAAACGAAAACUACUCGAAAUAAAUCGAAACUUCAUGAAUUAAUACUUGGUUUCUUUAGAGAAUUACAAAGUGGUUACAAGUUACAAAGUGGAGUAAAUUCAACGUAAUAAUUCAUAGAAUCCUCAAUUAGAUAAAUUCAUAUUUCGGAAGUGGAGACUGUUUUGCACAUUCGCACUUCUUCCUAAAUAUUGUUCAUAACUCUUUGAAAAAUUCUAGUUUUAUUACAUUUACUCGAAAUCCUUAAUUUAAUUGCGAAUGUUGUUUUUAAAAGGGAUAUGGUUCUUGACCAAGUAAAACACCUUUUUCAAAAUCAGAAAAUUACAGACUCUCUCUGGAGAAAUUUGAUCAAAUUAACUAAUUACUGAUUGAUAGUUGCUCAGUCUAAUAAUAUUAGGUAGUCGAAUAGAUCUCAUAAAUACUUUCGUAAAAUUGUUUUUAUUUGAAAUUCCAUUUUUAUUUGAGAUCCAUUUCUCUACCUAAUCAUU
Molecule: messenger RNA, 2132 nt
Organism: Chrysoperla carnea
Lineage: Eukaryota; Metazoa; Arthropoda; Insecta; Neuroptera; Chrysopidae
Gene: Syx13
Product: syntaxin-7
Exons: 3
Coding region: 182-1018 (278 amino acids)
Biological process (GO): vesicle-mediated transport; intracellular protein transport; vesicle fusion
Cellular component (GO): SNARE complex; endomembrane system; membrane
Molecular function (GO): SNARE binding; SNAP receptor activity
Source: RefSeq, a predicted model, not a curated record